Messenger RNA from Psammomys obesus (fat sand rat), 2423 nucleotides. It is a transcript of the gene Mpnd, whose product is annotated as MPN domain containing. Bases 862 to 2364 code for a protein of 500 amino acids. The transcript is spliced from 14 exons. NCBI's taxonomy places the organism in Eukaryota, Metazoa, Chordata, Mammalia, Rodentia, Muridae. Gene Ontology annotation, molecular function: metallopeptidase activity; polyubiquitin modification-dependent protein binding. Gene Ontology annotation, cellular component: BRCA1-A complex; BRISC complex. Gene Ontology annotation, biological process: double-strand break repair. The record is from RefSeq and is a predicted model, not a curated record.
GGAUGGGAACAAAGGCCAAGGCCCUUGGGCGAGCACAGUAAUAACAACGCCUCUUCCCGCCCCCUGCUUCCGACACGUGGGCGACGAUUGGCUGGAUGGGAACCAUCCCUUGCAGAUGAUUGGACCUUGGAGGCACCUGGUGAUUGGCCGUCCUUUGGCUGAGUUAACCCCAUAGAGGCUGAAGCGGGGCCUGGCAGAACUUUGCGAUCCAGCUGCAGCGCCCAGCUGCCUUCCAUCCGCCCUUCAGUUUUUACAACCUGUUUCUUCCCUGCUCCCACCGUCAAGGGCUCUGUGUCCAUCUAGCGAGCUGGCCGCGGGACUCAGUUUCCUUCAUCGCUGCUGCACGGGGCUGAGCGACUUGUGGGCCCCCAGCCCCGGGAUGCAGCCCAGAAGGCGGCGGACACUUUGUGUACAUCGGGAAGCUGUCUCCUGGCAGUUCCCAAGCGGUCCCCGGCGGGCGCGGCCAAGGAGGCGCCGGAGGAGGAUGAAGACGACCAAGAGGCCGAGGACCCCGAAAGUGGAGCAUAUAGCCCCCCGAAACGCGGGGGUCCUGGAUCUCAGUUUUUCCCUCCAGGUCACCAGCAUCACCUAGCCUCAGUUUCCCUAAUGUCCCAGAGGCUCUGAGCUCCUUUCCCGCGCGUGGGCAGGCCCGAGAUCUCAGGCCUCUCGCAACCGCCCGCCUCAGUUUCCCCAGUUGCUCCGGAGCGCUCCAUCCCCAGUGCAACCCAAGGGCUCGGUGUCCCCCUCCGCCCACGGCGGGCCAAACCUCUCCGCCCAUCCCCAGUGACCAAUGGGCUGCGGCGUCCCCCCGCGGGGCGGAGCCCCGUCACCAGGAGGAGGCUGUGCCGGGACCCAGCGGCCAUGGCAGCUCCCGAGCCUCUGUCCCCCGCGGGCGCGGCCGAGGAGGCGCCGGAGGAGGAUGAGGACGACCAGGAGGCCGAGGACCCCGAGCGCGGGGCCGGCAGCGGAGGGCGCAGCAGCAGCCUCGGUGGCAGCGGAGGCAGCACAUCAGGGCCUGGGAUUGCCCUGGGGGGCGCGCUCACGAGGCGCGCGGUCACGCUGCGGGUGCUGCUCAAAGACGAGCUGCUGGAGCCCGGCGAGGGAGUGCUAUCCAUUUACUACCUGGGCAGGAAAUUCAUUGGGGACCUGCAGCCGGACGGCAGGAUCGUGUGGCAGGAAACUGGGCAAAUCUUCAACUCACCCAGCGCCUGGGCCACACACUGCAAGAAGCUCGUCAACCCGGCCAAGAAGUCCGGCUGUGGCUGGGCCUCUGUCAAGUACAAGGGCCAGAAGCUGGACAAGUACAAGGCCACCUGGCUCCGCCGGCACCAGCUACACAUGCCGGUAGCUGCUGCUGACGAGAGUCCCACCAGUGAAGGGGAGGAGGAGGAGCUGCUGUUGGAGGAGGAGGAGGAAGAUGUGCUGGCCGGGGUCUCAGCAGAGGACAAAGGCCGCAGACCCCCUGGGAAGGGCUCCUCCGAGUCAGAGGCCACACCCCCGGGCAAGCGUGUGGAGAAGUCCCGGGUGCCCAUCCGUUACUGCAUGCUGGGCAGCCGCGAUUCUGCCAGGAACCCGCACACCCUGGUAGAGGUGACAUCCUUUGCUGCCAUCAACAAGUUCCAGCCUUUCAAUGUGGCCGUUUCCAGUAACGUGCUGUUCCUGCUGGACUUCCACUGUCACCUGACUCGCAGCGAGGUCGUGGGCUACCUUGGCGGUCGUUGGGACAUCAACAAUCAGAUGCUGACGGUGCUGAGAGCCUUCCCCUGUAGGAGUCGGCUUGGGGAUGCCGAUACUGCAGCCACCGUUGAGGAAGAGAUCCACCAGGUCCUGUUCCUGCGAGGUCUGUCCCUGGUGGGCUGGUACCACAGCCACCCGCACAGCCCUGCAGUGCCCUCCCUGCAGGACAUCGAUGCGCAGAUGGAGUACCAGCUGAGACUGCAAGGCUCCAGCAACGGCUUCCAGCCCUGCCUGGCCCUGCUUUGCUCCCCAUACUACUCUGGCAACCCGGGCCCUGAGUCCAAGAUCUGCCCUUUCUGGGUGAUGCCUCCCCCUGAGGUGGGUGAGCUGGAGGACGGCAAGUUGAGGGGCGUGAAUCAAAGGCCCAGUGACUAUGGCAUCCCCAUGGAUGUAGAGAUGGCGUAUGUCCAGGACAGCUUCCUGACCAACGAUGUUCUUCAGGAGAUGGUGCUGCUGGCUGAGUUCUACAAGGGUGCCCCAGACCUUGUGAAGUUCCAAGAGGCCUGGAGCCCAGAGCACACCUACCUGGACAAGCUCAAGAUGUCCUUGGCCAGCAGGACUCCGAAGGACCAGGGCAUGUGCCACGUGCUGGAGCAGGUCUGCAGUGUGCUCCAGCAGGGGAGCUGAGGCCACGCAGGUGCUGCUGUCUGGGACAGGCUGGGUAAUAAAGUCUCUGAGUACCCACA